Messenger RNA from Elaeis guineensis (African oil palm), 1942 nucleotides. RefSeq names its product CBL-interacting protein kinase 9. The record is from RefSeq and is a predicted model, not a curated record. Lineage: Eukaryota; Viridiplantae; Streptophyta; Magnoliopsida; Arecales; Arecaceae. Gene Ontology annotation, biological process: protein phosphorylation; signal transduction. Gene Ontology annotation, molecular function: ATP binding; protein serine/threonine kinase activity.
AAGGCCGAGGGUAUGCCCGGUAUUCUAACAAUGCGGUGGACCCCGCUUCCUCCUCGCCAGUCCAUAUCCAGCCUCUCAUGCCUUGCUCCGACGGCCGACCGCACGAGCAAAGUUCGUUCGUCAUCGCCGUCUCCCUCCCUCGUUCCUUCCGUCUCUCUUCUCUGUUAUAUCUCUCUGUACCUGAGUCAGGCGGCCGGGGGCGUAAGAAAGACGGAAAGGAAGGAGAGGAGAAGAGAUGAGCAGCGCGGCGGUGGGGGCUCGGACGCGGGUGGGCAAGUUCGAGCUGGGGAGGACGCUGGGGGAGGGCACCUUCGCCAAGGUGAAGUUCGCCCGCAAUGUCCAGACCGGCGACAGCGUCGCCAUCAAGAUCCUCGACAAGGAUCAGGUCCUCCGCCACAAGAUGGUCGAACUGAUAAAAAGAGAAAUUUCUACCAUGAAGCUAAUCAAGCAUCCAAACGUUGUUCAGCUCUACGAGGUAAUGGCCAGCAAGACAAAGAUAUACAUUGUUCUGGAAUUUGUUAAUGGAGGAGAGCUCUUUGACAAAAUUGUCAAGCAUGGGAGGCUGAAAGAAGACGAAGCAAGGAGAUAUUUCCAGCAACUGAUAAAUGCUGUUGAUUAUUGUCAUAGUAGAGGUGUAUACCACAGAGACCUCAAGCCCGAAAAUCUACUUCUGGAUUCAUAUGGUAACCUUAAAGUUUCCGACUUUGGCUUGAGUGCAUUUGCACCACAAAUACGGGAGGAUGGACUACUACAUACUGCAUGUGGAACUCCAAAUUAUGUUGCACCUGAGGUGCUCAAUGAUAAAGGUUAUGAUGGUACUGCUUCUGAUAUAUGGUCUUGUGGUGUAAUUCUGUUUGUCCUUAUGGCUGGAUACUUACCCUUUGAUGAACCAAACCUCAUGGCUUUGUAUAAGAAAAUCUGUAAGGCAAAUUUUUCAUGUCCAUCGUGGUUUUCUUCUGGUGCAAAGAAAUUAGUUAAAUGUAUUCUAGACCCAAAUCCUCAUUCUCGCAUAACAAUUCCACAAAUUUUAGAAGAUGAAUGGUUUACAAAAGGGUAUAAGCCACCAUGUUUUGAACAAGGGGAAGACGUGAGCCUUGAGGAUGUUGAUGCUGUUUUCAAUGAUUCAGAGGAGCAUCUUGUAACAGAAAAGAAAGAGAAACCAGAGUCAAUGAAUGCAUUUGCACUUAUUUCAAGAUCACAAGUUUUCAAUUUGGGAAAUUUGUUUGAAAAACAGAUGGGUCUUGUCAAGCGGGAGACACGCUUUACUUCUCAGUGCCCUCCCAAUGAAAUAAUGGCUAAAAUAGAGGAAGCAGCUAAGCCUUUGGGUUUCAACGUGAGCAAACACAACUACAAGAUGAAGUUAAAAGGAGACAAAACUGGAAGGAAGGGCCAUCUAUCUGUAGCAACAGAGGUUUUUGAGGUAGCUCCUUCUCUCCACAUGGUUGAGCUGCGUAAAACUGGAGGUGACACAUUAGAGUUUCACAAGUUCUAUAAGAGCUUUUCCUCAGGACUAAAAGAUAUUGUAUGGAAGUCUGAAGCAAUCACAAAAGAGAUCAGGUAAUAUCAUGGCUUUCUCAUAGCAGCAGUACGUGCAUUGCCUACCAAAACAGGUGGCCUUAUCGGUCGUGAAAUGUACCAAUAUUGUACAUACUCUCGUGGGGUACACUUCAAAGAAAGAGUCCCUGUCAUUUGCUCAAAGAGACAGCACAUCCAUUCCUCUGAUUCCUUCAGUUGCCCAACAGAAUACGACAGGGGAGACUAACUAGCUCUCCCUUUUCUGUUGUUGUAGGUUCAAAGUUCCCUGCUACUAGUCUUCAUUGCAAAGAAUGUAUGAGGAUUGAAAAAUACAAGAUGCUUAAUAUUGUCAUGAGCAACGCUUAAUAUGUUGGAAGACUCCAGACUCUAUAAUCGUAACAUGAAUUUCCUUCUUUUUUGUUCACAA